UCGCACCCAACAACUUUCUCUCAUUCUCUCUCUCUCUCUCUCUCUCUCUCUCUCUCUCUCUCUCAAUUGAGAAAAUAAAAUUAAAGCCUAAAAUAUGGAACAAAAUAAUCUACCAGAAAUUGCCAAGAGAAUAUGGAGUAUAGUACGUGUAGCUUUCUUCAUGCUAAGAAAGGGCAUUUCAAAGCGAAAGCUCCUACUGGACUUCAACAUGAUGAUGAAGCGUGGCAAGCUCGCCAGCAAAACCUUAAGCAAUCUUAUGUUCCACAACCAUCACCAUAGCCAAAGCCACCCCCACUACAGCUGGGCCACCUCCUCUGCCGCCCAACGAGAGUACGAGUUUAGCUGUAGCAACACCCCCAACUACCAUUUUCACCUCAUGGGCAAGCGCCGCCACCACAACCUCUUCAAGUGUACUCAAGUGCCGCAGACUCAGGAUGAUGAGAUUGCGAGCGCAGGUGCCGUCACGGCAGUUUUGGAGAUGUUGAACAAUGAAGCGGUGACUGUGGAGGCAGCAGCAUACGUGGCAGCAUCACCGGUGCUUCCUGGGUUUGGGAAGAGCCCUAUGGUCUGCCAGCUGAGGAUAACGGACUCACCGUUUCCGUUGAGGGAGGCUGAUGAGGAAAGCCACGUAGACAAAGCGGCGGAGGCGUUUAUAGAGAAGUUCUAUAAGAAUUUGUGGCAACAGAGGAGAAUGCAUGAGGAAUGAGUUUGGCGUCAUGCUUAUAUCCCAUACUUUGAAGAUUAAUGUGAUGUGCCCUUAAUGUUCAAUUUGGCAAGUUAUGAUCGUUUUAGUACGUCUUACUGUUGUUGAGUGUUGAUAAACAAUAAAAGAGAACUAUCUUUUUAGUACAUUAUUGUUGUUGAGAGUUGAUAUACAAUAAAAGAGAACUAGCUUAAUUAGUUAGUUUUAGUAGUUGUGUCAAACUGCAGUUGUUUUUUCUUAAUUGAUCAGUUUUCAAGUACUUGAUUGA
Messenger RNA from Malus domestica (apple), 971 nucleotides. RefSeq lists its product as uncharacterized. NCBI's taxonomy places the organism in Eukaryota, Viridiplantae, Streptophyta, Magnoliopsida, Rosales, Rosaceae. The record is from RefSeq and is a predicted model, not a curated record.